Molecule: messenger RNA, 558 nt
Organism: Dipodomys ordii (Ord's kangaroo rat)
Lineage: Eukaryota; Metazoa; Chordata; Mammalia; Rodentia; Heteromyidae
Product: putative olfactory receptor 2W6
Exons: 1
Biological process (GO): G protein-coupled receptor signaling pathway
Cellular component (GO): membrane
Molecular function (GO): olfactory receptor activity
Source: RefSeq, a predicted model, not a curated record
CUCCACUACAUGGUCAUCAUGCACCCUGGGCUUUGCCACAGGAUGGUGCUGAUCUCCUGGUUGGGGGGGUUGGGAAGUGCCCUAAUUGUUUGUUCAAUGACAUUGAAGUUACCCAGAUGUGGCCACCGUCGAGUGGAUAAUUUUUUCUGUGAGAUGCCAGCGUUGGUCAAGAUGGCUUGUGUCCAUUCAAGAGUCAUUGAGAUUGUUGUCUUUUCUCUUGGAGUUGUAUUGCUUCUAGUACCUCUGUCACUGAUUCUCAUCUCCUAUGGAGUCAUCACUCAAGCUGUAAUGAGGAUCAAGUCAGCCAGUAGGUGGAGAAAGGUCCUGAACACCUGUGGCUCCCACCUCACAGUAGUGACUCUGUUCUAUGGGACAAUCAUUUAUAUGUACAUGAGGCCACAGAAAACCAAGUCCCAAGAUGAAGGGAAAUUCUUCACUCUCUUUUACACAAUUAUCACACCCAGUCUUAAUCCUCUGAUCUAUACUUUAAGAAACAAAGAUGUAAAGAGUGCUCUGAGCAGCGUACUGGUAAUGGACAAAUGUUCCUCAAAAGUGUGA